Eruca vesicaria subsp. sativa (arugula) is the source of this 1101-nucleotide messenger RNA. NCBI's taxonomy places the organism in Eukaryota, Viridiplantae, Streptophyta, Magnoliopsida, Brassicales, Brassicaceae. The record is from the annotation of a GenBank genome assembly.
AUGUCUGGAGUUGGGUAUGAUGAUUGGUCCAAACUCAGUUCAGAUCUUUUGAGAUCAAUUCUCGAAAGCUUGACCACUAAAGAUUUUCAUCGGGCAAGAAGUGUAUGCUCGAGCUGGUAUUCUGUCUCUAAAACAUGCACGCGACCUCUGUAUCCAUGGCGAGUUCUACUCCGUAAGUCUUCAACUUUGAUAUUUGAUCCCAAACAAGACGAAACUUUUGAAAUCGAACAUCCAGGAAUUGACUUUUCUGAAAGCGGUGUCAUCGCUAGUUAUAGCAAUUGGCUCUUGAUCAUUGAUUCUCGUAUAGAUUUGUUGUAUCUUCUGAAUGUGUUUACUUGCGAGAGAAUCAAUCUUCCAUCAAUGGGGUUGUCGUUGCUUCUUGCUGAAGCUACUUUCCAAGCUAUCUCGGCUUGUCUUUGGAUGAACGAGAGGACAGGGGAGUAUGCUGUCGCCUUGAGUUACAUGAAACACGACUUGUUGUUCUCAUACAAGAAAGAAGAUGACACGUGGCGUAAGCAUGAAGGCACACGGUGUAGAUCUAUGUUUUAUGAGAAGAACAAGCUUUAUGUGCUUACAUGUGAUGAUUACGUCAAGAUUCUUGAUUUGUCUGGAGAUCAUUUGGUUAAUCAUGAGAACGUGGAAGGGAACCCAUAUCGUAACCAUAGGUUUCACUUUGUUUCUGGGGAGGAACAUGUGUGGACAAAGAAAAUAGCGGUUACGAACUCAGGAGAGGUUUUGAUCGUUCUGAUGAGCUCAAAAGGGUUACAAGGCCGGAAACGUUUGUUUUACAUGUUUAAGAUGAACUUUGAAAGUGGUAAAUGGGAAAGAGUUUAUUCUGUUGGAGGCGAGAUGUUGAUGCUUGGUCAUGGAGUCACAGUAAGAUCUCCAAUCAAAGAGAUUAACAGUACUGAUGAGGGAAUCAAGAGUGAUUCAAUCUGUUUCAUUGAUGAUCUUUGGCCAUCUGCAGAUUAUUUUAAUCCCAGGAGGCAAAUUAAUAGUGGUAUAUUCGAUCCCAAGAGGCAAAUUAUUUUAAUCACAUGGCCUAAAACAUCAGAUGCUUCGGUCUUGAAGAGCAUCUGGUUUGUUCCAGGAUAUGCUUAA